Striga asiatica is the source of this 318-nucleotide messenger RNA. The record is from the annotation of a GenBank genome assembly. NCBI's taxonomy places the organism in Eukaryota, Viridiplantae, Streptophyta, Magnoliopsida, Lamiales, Orobanchaceae.
AUGGCGGGUCGUGGCAAGACACUCGGGUCCGGUUCGGCAAAGAAAGCCCAAUCGAGAAGCAGCAAGGCGGGGCUCCAGUUUCCCGUCGGUCGUAUAGCCCGUUUUCUGAAGGCUGGUAAGUACGCCGAGCGUGUCGGCGCCGGAGCGCCGGUUUAUCUCGCGGCUGUCCUGGAGUACCUGGCUGCGGAGUUGGUUGAUAACCUCCCUUAUCUUAAUCACGUUCUUCACGAGUUUUCUCCAGCUUUAUCAGUUGUUGACCAACCCAACUCAAUAUCUGCUCUGUACAGCUCCCAGAAGAACCAAAUUCCUGACUUUUAA